Molecule: messenger RNA, 1781 nt
Organism: Thecamonas trahens ATCC 50062
Lineage: Eukaryota; Apusomonadida; Apusomonadidae
Exons: 3
Coding region: 49-1746 (565 amino acids)
Source: RefSeq, a predicted model, not a curated record
CCUCUCCCCCUCUGGCAGCCGCCGCAUCUUUGCAAACGUUUGUGGGUCAUGGCGAGCCAGGGCGCGUGCGGGGGAUGCGGCAAGGCCAUUUACCCCUUUGACAAGGCCCAUGAGGUCAAGGGCGUCCGCCUGCACGCCGGCUGCUUUGCCUGCACUUCCUGCAAGCGCAUUCUCAAGCCGACCGGGAGAUACGGCAUUGUUGCUGGUCGCUACUACUGCUCGCGUCAUGCGCGGGAGGCCGAAGCUGCUGUUGGUGGUGGCGGUGGGGAUGCUGGGGAUGACACGCGCAAGCGGGCCACGUCCGAGGGCACCCCGUCGCCUGCGCGAGCGGCUGCCGCCCGCGACGCUUUAGCCCCUGUGGCGAGCGAAGCUGCAACGCCUUUGGCGAGUGGGCCGACAGGCGGCGGCAAGCGCCUGGCCGGACGUGAUCGGAUUGCGUCCGAGGGCACUCCGUCGCCAUCACGAGUGGCUGCGGCACGGAGCGCGUUUGAGGGCGGAUCCAGCGAGCCGCGGAAGUCGCGGCGGGCGACAGAGGGCGUGCCAAAGGCGUCGCGGGUAGCGGCGGCCAGGGCGGCGUUUGCUGGCGGCGAUGUCGGGACUGACAAACCCAAGUCCAAGGUUAGCGCAGUCAAGGCUGCAUCGGGGCGGGGGCGGCGGACCGCGUCCGAGGGCUCUCCGUCGACAUCGCGCAUGCAGGCUGCGCGCGCAGCGUUUGCAGCGGGCGGCGCCACCGUCACCAACGCGGGCGGCGCCACCGUCACCAACGCGGGCGGCGCCACCGUCACCAACGCGGGCGGCGCCACCGUCACCAACGCGGGCGGCGCCACCGUCACCAACGCGGGCGGCGCCACCGUCACCAACGCGGGCGGCGCCACCGUCGCCAACGCGGACGGCACCACCGUCACCAACGCGGGCGGCGCCACCGUCACCAACGCGGGCGGCGCCCCCGUCACCAACGCGGGCGGCGCCACCGUCACCAACGCGGGCGGCGCCACCGUCACCAACGCAGACGGCGCCACCGUUCGCGGUCAUCUUGUCACUCUUUGCCCGUCGUCCGAAUACUGCCUAUACGAUCGUCCAAUUCCGCUCGCGCCGGGAUGGACCGACAACCCGUCGCGCGUCCUCUGGCUGCCGCAGUCCUCAGGCCACGCCUCGGUUGUCUGGGCCGGACCAGAGGCCCCCCGCCCCGCCAGGGUGCGAGCCCUCGCUGCUGCCCGUGCGUCCGGCACGCUUACCCCGCUGCUUGCCCACGCCGCCGAUCUCGCGGCUGUGCUCGACACGCCGCUCGAGCUGCCGCCUGGCAUCGAUACCAACUCGCCCUCGCUAGUCAAAGCGACGCGAUCACCAGGCGGUUCGUUUUCCUUUACCCGUGCGGCGCCCCUGGAGAGCCCACUGUGGACCCGCGCUGCGCUUGCUGCCGAUGACGCCGUGUAUGUCGCUGACGACGGUCUCUUCUCGGCCUACAUCUGGAAGGCCCCACGCGCAACGCUCUCACAGGCCGAGACCAUUGCACUCACCGCUGCGCUGCAGGCCGGCGAACAUGCGCCAUGUCUUGCUGUCGCCCGCCCCUGGGCUCUGCACGUCACCGUGCUCGAUGCAGGCUCGGAGAGCUCUCCAUUCAAAGCGCUGUUUGUUGAUUGGCACCCAGCUGUCACCGCCCUCGUCUCGGCGCUCGCUGAUCCCGACGCACACCUUGCAGUCGCCGCCAUGUUUCCGCCACGUGCCACCAAGAAAGCAAUCGCCUAGCCUCGCACAGGGCUCCACACACAGUACUCGCCGAC